AUGGAGGUCCCAUGGGACGCUGAACACGUGGUCUCGACUGCCACAAGACGUCAGCGGCAGAUGGCAUGGGUACCCGCUGUUGGCAUGAGUGUCAUUCCUCAAAGAGAGAGGGAAGGGGAAGAGAGAAAGAGAGAGAGAGAGAGUGAGGGGGAGAGAAGAGGGAGAGCGCAGCACAGCAGAGAAAAAAGAGAGCGCAGGUUUCAGCUUUUUUCUUUAAUUUGUGGUUUGCAGGAGAAGAAGCUGCAGCGCAGAUUCCGCGGAGAUAUGCAAGGUGCACGCUGA
Xyrichtys novacula (pearly razorfish) is the source of this 282-nucleotide messenger RNA. The record is from the annotation of a GenBank genome assembly. NCBI's taxonomy places the organism in Eukaryota, Metazoa, Chordata, Actinopteri, Labriformes, Labridae.